Molecule: messenger RNA, 1761 nt
Organism: Gastrolobium bilobum
Lineage: Eukaryota; Viridiplantae; Streptophyta; Magnoliopsida; Fabales; Fabaceae
Exons: 5
Coding region: 1-1761 (586 amino acids)
Source: RefSeq, a predicted model, not a curated record
AUGGAUCAUCAAGCUUUUCUUUAUACUGUUAUCUAUGCAAGUCCUAGAGAAGAAAUUCGGAAGAGACUUUGGGAUGAUUUACUUCAGUUAUCAGAAGAUAUCUCGGUUCCUUGGUUAAUUGCAGGUGAUUUUAAUGAAAUUGCCUUUCCAGGUGAGAAACGUGGUGGUGCUCCAGUUGAUACUAGCAGAUGUAAUAAAUUUGCUUCUCUUCUAACUGAUAUAAAGAUGAUUGAUCUUGAAGGAAUAGGUUCUAAAUUUACAUGGCGAGGACCAAGAUUUCUUCAUUUAGAUAGAGUCUUUAAACGUUUAGAUCGAGCUUGUAGCAAUGCUGAAUGGAGGUUGAUGUUUCAUGAAGGCCAGGUUCGAGUGCUUCCUCGUAUUAACAGUGACCAUAAUCCUAUCCUUAUUACCUUAGAGCCAAGCAAAGUUGAUGGGUGGAAUAAAGAUGUGUUUGGUAAUAUCCAUCAUAAGAAGAACAGGUUGAUUGGUAGGCUUGAAGGUAUCCAGAGGGCAAUUUCUGAGCAGAAUAAAAGCCAUUUGGAAAAGAUUGAAGGCAAGAUAAGGGGUGAACUUGAACAAGUUUUAGAACAGGAGGAACUUUUGUGGUUUGAAAAGUCUCGUGCUACUUGGAUAGCUCAAGGAGAUAGGAAUACAAAGUACUAUCAUACGAAAACAAUUGUUAGACGUAGAAGGAGCAAGAUCUUGGAGUUGAAAGAUGAUGCUGGAAACUUGAUUAGAGAAGAUCACAACAUUGCACGGGUAAUAAAUGCUUACUUCUCUAAACUAUUUUCUGAAGAAAACCAUGAUCUUCCUUGGGUCCAGACUCUUUGGCCAAAGGUGGACGAUGAGACUGCUGUUAACUUAGGUGCUCCAAUUUCAAAAGAUGAAGUCAGACGAGCUUUCUUUUCUAUGAAAGAUUCGAAAGCUCCAGGGGAGGAUGGCUAUACCGCGGCAUUCUACAAAAAGAACUGGGAAUUUAUUGGUGAACAGAUUUGGAGAGAUAUCAAGUAUUAUGCAGAAAACCCUUCCAGCAUUGAGGAAGUCAAUGGUACUCUGAUCACUUUGAUCCCCAAAGUUCCUAAGCCAAUGUAUGUUUCUCAAUUCAGGCCUAUUUCUUUGUGUAAUGUCAUUUAUAAGGGUAUGAGCAAGAUCAUUGUGGAUAGGCUUAAGCUUACAAUGGAGAAUUUAGUUUCUCCUUACCAAGCUAGCUUCGUGCCAAAUCAUCAGCUUCAGGAUAAUAUUAUAGUAGCAAAGGAGCUGGUUCAUUCUAUGGGGAGAGUAAAAGGAAAGAAAGACUAUGGAGCUAUCAAGGAUAGGAUACGUUCAAAACUGAAUGGUUGGAAAAGUCAUUGCCUUUCUUUUGCUGGUCGAGUUACUUUGGUGAAAUCGGUCAUUGCUGCAAUCCCUUCUUUCCAUAUGCAGAAUGGUCUUUUACCAGUAACGUUUUGUGAUGAAAUUGAGCAGAUACAAAGGGCUUUCAUUUGGGGAGAUCAGGAUAGCAGAAGGCGGGCUCAUUUAGUAGCUUGGGAUCAAAUGUAUAAACCCAAAGAUAGAAGUGGUUUGGGAAUAAUUAACCUUCGACUCCAAAAUGAAGCUUAUAUUCAUAAACUGGCGUGGAAGGUGUUAACUAAGAAAGAUGAUUUAUGGGUUAAGAUUUUAGUAGCCAAGUAUGGUAGAGGUCAAGACUUAAGGAGAGCACCUGUAAAUGAGCCUCACGAAGAUCUCGACCCAAAAGAGACAAUGUCUGACUAUUUGGAAUAG